Messenger RNA from Orbicella faveolata, 822 nucleotides. RefSeq names its product serine/threonine-protein kinase Sgk3-like. Gene Ontology annotation, biological process: protein phosphorylation. Lineage: Eukaryota; Metazoa; Cnidaria; Anthozoa; Scleractinia; Merulinidae. The record is from RefSeq and is a predicted model, not a curated record. Gene Ontology annotation, molecular function: ATP binding; protein kinase activity.
AUGGCUGUUAGCAAUGUCGUUGGACGUUUUACUAAGAAUCGUUGUGAUGAAAGCGACAAUACAGUGAAGGAAGAGGAGAUAUCAGUUGACAAGAAGACAAGGACAAGGAAACGAAAGAACACAGAACAACAUGAGUACUGUGAGGAAAAUAAAGUUCGUCGAAAGGAAGUGCAUGCUCAGCGGCUCAACAAUUUAUCCAACUGCACCGAGGUUAAAGUCCUUGGAGAAGGAGCUUUUGGAAAGGUUAGUCUGUAUCGACGGAAUGACACCAAAAUGGAUUAUGCCGUCAAGGAAUUAAAAAGAUUUGAUCCAGGCAGUUACGAGAUCGAGAGAAAAAUCUUGGAGCUCGGUAAUUCCACUUGGAAUCUUUUUCUGUCCGCACUUUGUGGAGAGUUCUUUUAUGAGGGUUGCCGUUAUUUGGUAUUGGAGUUUAUGCUCGCAGGUGACCUGCAGAAGGUUUUCAAUUUGCACAAAAAACUGUUCAGCGAAUUGCAAGCGAGAUUCUACAUCGCUGAAAUUAUCUGUGGAUUAGAAUAUCUACACUUGCAAGGAGUGAAGCCGUUUCAUAACAAAGUCAUCCGAGACCUCUAUAACUCGAUAGUUAUGGACGAGGUGGAAUAUAGACCUAAAUUGUCUGAGAUUGCUUGGAAUUUGCUAACACAGCUCUUGGAAAAGAACCCCUUGAGAAGGAUUGGUUACAAAGGUGGAUCAAACCCGUGGAUUAGAAAACACGAGUUCUUCCAGUCCUUAAACUGGGACCAACUUGAACAACGAAACAUCGAGCCGCCCUGGAAUCCAAGAAAAAGAAUUUUGCUCGAGUAA